Plectropomus leopardus (leopard coralgrouper) is the source of this 2631-nucleotide messenger RNA. RefSeq names its product phosphatidylinositol glycan anchor biosynthesis, class A (gene piga). Gene Ontology annotation, molecular function: phosphatidylinositol N-acetylglucosaminyltransferase activity. Gene Ontology annotation, cellular component: glycosylphosphatidylinositol-N-acetylglucosaminyltransferase (GPI-GnT) complex. Lineage: Eukaryota; Metazoa; Chordata; Actinopteri; Perciformes; Serranidae. Gene Ontology annotation, biological process: GPI anchor biosynthetic process. The record is from RefSeq and is a predicted model, not a curated record.
CGGGCGGCUAACUGGCUAGCUCAGGGGCUAGCGAGUAGAAAUGAAUAUAUAUCCGAAAUAGAGUUUUUGUGCUUUUUCACAGGCUGCAAGAGAAUUGAAAUUUUGUCCACGCACUCGUGAGGUGCACAGCCACGCAACGCAUCUACGAUGGGCCAACGAAGGAGAGCGGCAGCUUCAUCUCACAGAGUCUUUGGGGCUCCUGCAGAGGUCGCUGGGGCACCAAGCAGGAAGCACAAAAUCUGCAUGGUGUCGGACUUCUUCUAUCCAAACAUGGGCGGAGUAGAGAGUCACAUUUACCAGCUCUCCCAGUGUUUGAUUGAAAAGGGACACAAGGUGGUAAUUGUCACCCACGCCUAUGGCAGGAGGAAGGGUGUUAGGUACCUGACCAACGGACUGAAGGUCUACUACCUCCCCCUGCAGGUGAUGUACAACCAGUCCACAGCCACCACCUGCUUUCACAGUCUCCCACUGAUGCGCUGCGUGUUUGUAAGGGAACGCAUCACUGUGGUGCAUGCACACAGCUCGUUCUCCGCCAUGGCUCAUGACGCACUGUUCCACGCCAAGACUAUGGGCCUUAACACGGUGUUCACUGACCACUCACUCUUCGGCUUCGCUGAUGUGAGCUCAGUUUUGACCAACAAGCUUCUGACGGUGUCGCUGUGUGACACCAACCACACUGUGUGUGUGUCGUACACCAGUAAGGAGAACACGGUGCUCCGUGCAGCUCUCAACCCAGAGAUAGUGUCUGUUAUUCCAAACGCUGUCGACCCUGCAGACUUCACCCCCGACCCCUCCCAGCGCCAAGACGACAGGAUCACUAUAGUUGUCAUCAGCCGUCUUGUCUACCGAAAAGGAAUUGAUCUUCUUGGUGGAAUAAUCCCAGAGCUUUGCCUCAAACAUCCAGAUUUGCACUUCCUAAUCGGUGGAGAGGGACCGAAGAGGCUCGUACUGGAGGAAGUGAGAGAGAAAUACCAACUACAUGACAGGGUGCGUCUGCUGGGGGCUUUGGAGCAUAAAGAUGUCCGUGGAGUUCUGGUGCAGGGUCACAUUUUCCUCAACACGUCUCUGACUGAAGCGUUCUGUAUGGCUAUCGUGGAAGGAGCCAGCUGUGGACUACAGGUGGUUAGCACUCGUGUCGGGGGCAUUCCCGAGGUGUUGCCUGAGGACCUGAUUACCAUGUGUGAGCCUACUGUGCGGGCGUUGUGUGCUGGUCUGGAGACGGUUAUCGCCCGUCAGCGGUCAGGAUCUGUCCCCUCCCCUGCGUCUAUCCACGCACGUGUGCAAAACCUCUACACCUGGAGAAACGUUGCUGAGAGGACUGAAAAGGUGUACGACCGAGUGGCCCGAGAGGAGGUGCUCCCCCUGGACAGACGGUUACGGAGGCUGAGGGCUCACUGUGGCCCCGUGGCUGGCUCCAUCUUUGCAUUUGUUGCUGUUUUAGACUUCCUCUUUCUGCUGCUCCUGCAGUGGUUGGUGCCAGAUCGGGUCAUGGAUGUUGCGGUGGACGCCUCAGGUCCUCACGGACUAUGGAGGCAGGGACCGAGCAGUGAAGUCGGAGCUCAUUUGAAAGGUGAUGUGAAGCAAAAAGUGAUAGAACCAGAAAUGUCGACAUAGCAGUCAGUCCAUGUCUCUGCCUUGCCUCCAGGUGCUUACGUUGUGUGAUAUGUGCUACUCUGGUAUUAACGUGUCUCGGGUGAUCACAAGUGGACAGCUCUAAGUCUGUCUGUUCACAGAUAGCAAUAGAGUGCGUCUCCAAAUACUUCUCGUCUGAGUGCUUGUGAUCGACUCUCACUUCACAGCUCUAAAUGGAAAUAAAGACCUAAAUCAUUUCCAUUUGCAAAGACCAAAUGCUUUGUUUUAUGUGGUUUGAGAUUUACCAGUGAAAUCUUAUUUAUUGAUAUUGAUUUGCAGGUCCUCGUUAACCCGCUCUCUCUGUUUAUCAUGAGAUGAGAGGUGAAACCACUCUGUCCCCCCUUUCCACGAUAUGAUGUUAUAUAAAGAAUGGCAAGGCGGCAUAACGGCGCCAUAUUCCCGCCACGAAAAGGCAGACACAUUGGGUGUAUUCACACCUGUGCUUAGAGCUGUCCUCUUUUUGAUCCGAACACCCAAGACACAUGUUAAUACCAGGUGUAAACCGCCUUUGUGGUGCCGACUCACAUUUGAAACAUGGCUACUGAAAAGGGCUGCAACUAACGAUAACUUUCACAGUUGAUUAAUCUGUUAUAUGAUGCCCAAAUUUGUUGUUUUGACCACGCCCUAAAGAUAUUUAAUUUACUGUCAUAGAGGAGAAAAGAAAACAUUAAGUAUUUACAUUGAAGAUGUUGGAAUCAGGGAAUUUAUUUUCUUUUUCCUUAAAAAAAAUCACACACCGAUGAAUUUGUAAUCAAACUAGGUGGCAAUGAAUUUAACAGUUGUCAACUAAUCGGUUAAUCGUUGUGAAUCUACUACUGAAUGAUGAAUGUGCUCAUGGUAACGCAGACAUUGUUUACAUGAACUUAUCAAAAGGGACCUUGUGUGAAAGCAUUUAAUCUACGACUAUGAUGCAGCAUUUUUAUAUACAUAUAUUUAAUGAUAAAAAUGGAAACCUGUGGCACUCCUCAGCGCUUUGAUAAGCACUUUCUUUACUCAGUA